GCUCAGCAGCUUAGUGAUCAUCUGUCCGCGAGAUUGACAAGACGAGAAGUUUUAUUACUCUCCAACGUUUGUCAGUGGUACGCGCGGGCAAGUUUCUUGUUCAUUUAGACCGCAAACAAUUACACAUUUGCGUCGCUCAGGAACGUGCCGAGAAUUGGUUAUUGAUCAUCAACGAUCGGCCAGUCGUACAGUGAAUCACCGAGAGAAUUUAUUAAGAAAAGAAAAAGCGCGUGGCAGAGCCCAAGUCGUUUGAUUAUGUGCGCGAAAAUGGCCUUUCAGCAUCAGCCGGGUACUGCAAUGGAGUGCCUAAGCAUACCAAUUACAUUACAUAAAGAGACCGAAAUCAAUGAAAAUGGCGAAGAAGUAAUGAAAUGUGGAUUUAAAAUUGGAGGUGGCAUUGAUCAAGAUUUUACAAAAAGUCCACAGGGUUAUACGGACAACGGAAUAUAUGUGACGGAAGUACACGAUGGAUCACCAGCAGCCAAAAGUGGUCUCAGGAUGCAUGAUAAAAUUUUACAAUGUAAUGGAUAUGACUUUACAAUGGUAACUCAUAAGAAGGCAGUUUCUUAUAUAAGAAAGCAUCCAGUAUUAAAUCUGUUAGUAGCUCGUAAGGGUGUUACCAGUACUUAAAAAGUUAAAAAUAUGCCAAAAGAGAUUUUUAUUGACAGCUAUUUAUUUCGUAUUAUACUUUGAGGAGGUUUGCCUAUCCAAUGUAUUUUUCUGCCAAAUAUUACAGUAGUGUUAGCAACCUCUAUCUAUUAAUAUGUAGAAAUUAGUUCAGGAUAUAUAAAAGUGCCAUUUUAUGCAGCAAAACUAUAUUGGCGAAGAUCCCUACUUCAUCGAUUUUCAUCAAAAUGAUUGUAUCAGCGAAGGCACGCUGAAUGUUCGACGAGUCUUUCAUCGAAAUAACGCUCACACCUAUAUAAGUGCUAUGAUAUUUCUAGAGUAUUAUAUGAAUAUUAUUAAAAAAUAAUAUUAAAAUAAUAUUCCAAGAAUAUAUUUUUUAAUAUUAUAAAAAUAUUGUAUUAAUGUUAUUAAUGUGAGUUAUUAUGCAUAAAAAUAUGUAAACUUUAUAAUUAGUUGAAAGUUAUAAUAUUCUCUAUAAUUUAAAAUAUUGAAGUAAAUAUUUACUUCUUAUAUAAUAUUUGUAUAAUAUUCAUAUAUAAUAUUAGGAAUGGAUAUAUAAUCAUUUUUUAUUAAUAUUAAAUAACAUAGCGCUUAUAGGACGUGCAUUCACGCUAGUGAAGUAAAGUAAAAAAAAAUUCAAAUAUUCUUCUAAUAAUUUGUAAUAUGUCUAAGAAUUAUAGUUUUAAUAAAAAUAUGGUAUAAAGAACAAGUUUGACAGAAAAUCCGAACGAGAUAAAUAUAUACCAUAAUCUAUUAGUUGACUUUAUUGAUAAACGAUUUUUAUGCAUUAACUAGCUGUGUCCCACCACGCGUUGCUGUGGCUCACAGUCAGUUUGGUUAAAUGGAAAAGUAAGAAAAGAGAAAGUGCGGUAUACUAUUUUUAUAUAAAAACACGCGCGUAUUCGAAUGCAACGUUGUGUCAAAAUUUUAAAGCAUUUGUUGAAGAACUUUCGGAGAUUUAAGAUUUUAAAUAAAUGAACAUUUACAUUUUUAUUUAUAUAGAUUAUAUGCUCAAAAAAUGAAUGACAAUUACGUUAAUUUUUCAAUGCUACUUUGCAUUUGAGUGGAGUGGGGAGUCUUGAAUGAAGGAUCUUUACCAGUGAAGCUUUGUUGCAUGAAAAGGCACCUUAAAACAACAACGUUAAAUUAUAGAACUGAAAAAGUUAAGGUUUCUCUGUUUACUUCAAAGUUGAGACAAACAGAUGUUAUACUAACUUGAUAUUAUAUUAGCAUGUUUAUGAAAAAGUUUAAAAAGAGAAAUGCCAAAGUAUAAUAAUGUUGCAUUAAGUUAUAUAUAUCUUUGACUAUAAUGAUACGGAUAUUCUUUCUCCAUAAGAGUCCUGCCAAGAAGUUUACUUGUAUCUUCUUUGAUGCAUUUCAGUCAAAUUUAAAUAUAUGCUUGAUAUACUUGAUAAUUAUAUAGUCAAAGACAUAUACAUAAUAGGCUUAAUAUCAAUUUUUAUAUACUCUACUUGAUAUACUCUAAGUCCAAUUGUAGCGAAAGCAGAAUUGAUAUUUGUGAGAAAAGAUAAUGAAGAAUUUGAAAAAAGCUUCCACACACAAACAUUCAUAUUAUUCUGCGUGUUAUUCUCUUUAAAAUGUAUUUGUAAAAGUUUUAAUACAAUUCAUAUAUAGUUAUUAUUUUGACAUACAUCUUAUAUCAUUUUUAAAAUUAUUGUGAUACACGAUAUAUAUUCUUUUUGCAUAAUACCUAAAAUCGGAUAUAAAAAAUGGAAAGAAACAUUCCAUGCUAUUCGCCUAAUAUUUACAUAUAUAAUAUUAAUAAUCUAUUAGUUAGAAAUUAAAUUUGUAAUGUAUUUCUACAUAUCUUAUAUUCAACAUAAUGUUUAUUAAGAAAUAUAAUAUCUCAUGAAAAAUUAUGGAGAUAAUAUAUAUGAUUUUAAAAAAUUUUUUAUAAAAUAAAAAAAAGAUUUAUAUAAUUUAUUGUAAUAAUAUAUUAUGUAUACAUUGUUUACAUUUUCAAGUAUUUCACUUAUUUAGAGUCGUAUUACAUAUGGAAUAUAUGGAAAAAAUUUUAAAUAUAAAGGUUUUCUAGAACAACAAAUAAAUAGAUCUAUUUAUAUAUAUAUAUAUAUAUAUACCUAUUAUAUUGCAUUUUUUAUAUUUUUUAAGAAACAGUCAUGUUGUAAAAAGACGUAACGCUCUACGUAAAUAGAAAUAUAAUUUUUGUACAAUGUUUACUUCGUCUCUUUGUUUUUAUGCAAAGAGCGAAUUUUUUAUGUAUUUAAUAACUUUUAAUACAAAAUAAUUUUAUAUAUUUAUCUCUUCUUAAGAAUGAAAAGUAUAAGAGUUCCUGCAUGAUAUAUGCGAGGAUAUAUAGCUCUGGGAAUAUAUACUAUAUGUGUAUAUGUAUAUCCUAGUCUAGUAAUGUCGAAUAUUUCAUAUAUUAUACUCUAUAUACAAUGGAUGCGUAAAUGUACGGAGCAUAUAUGCUCCUCAUAAAUCCCAUAUAAAUUAUAGAAGUGUUAUAAAAAAAACCAAAAAAGAAAUUGUUAGAACUA
Messenger RNA from Solenopsis invicta (red fire ant), 3149 nucleotides. Its product is annotated as tax1-binding protein 3 homolog. Lineage: Eukaryota; Metazoa; Arthropoda; Insecta; Hymenoptera; Formicidae. The record is from RefSeq and is a predicted model, not a curated record. Gene Ontology annotation, molecular function: protein binding. The transcript is spliced from 3 exons. The coding region runs from base 256 to 630 and encodes 124 amino acids.